AUGGGUAAUACUUUUUACAUCGUGAAACUGCUAAUAACAAUAUUCGCGUCUGUAAUUAUUGACAAAACAGGAAGGAAACCAUUAUUAUACUUUUCAACUGUUGGAAUAACUCUAAGUUUACUUUGUGCUGGAAUUUAUUCUUUUAUUGAAGAUGCCAAACAAGUGAACUUAACAAAUUAUGAAUGGAUACCUAUUGUAGCUCUAUUUGUAUUUAUUAUUACUUAUAGUAUAGGUAUGGGAACAGUUCCAUUUUUAAUGUUAGGAGAACUUAUGCCUACAAAUGUAAAAUCUCACUCAUUAUCACUUGUCAAUAGUUUUUAUUGUAUAGCCGGAACAUUAUCAACGUUAUUCUUUCAAAAACCAAUGAUAAUUGGUUUGGGUGUACCAUUUGUAUCUUUUGCAUUCUGUUCGAUUGUAACAUUAUUAUUUGUUGUAAUAUUUGUGCCUGAAACAAAAGGAAAAACUUUGGAAGAGAUUCAGGAAAGUAUGAAAGUGAAAUCAAAGCAAUCUAACGUAAUCUAAUCAUGUUUCAUUAAACAAUGACAUUUAAGUCAUUGAGAUUAUAUUUUUAUAAACAAAACAGCGAAACGGUAUGUAAUAUACACGAGAUAACGUUAGGAAUUACCAUGAUAAAUGAUAAUAAAUCAGGAAUUUGUGAUUAA
Molecule: messenger RNA, 662 nt
Organism: Dalotia coriaria
Lineage: Eukaryota; Metazoa; Arthropoda; Insecta; Coleoptera; Staphylinidae
Product: facilitated trehalose transporter Tret1-like
Biological process (GO): transmembrane transport
Cellular component (GO): membrane
Molecular function (GO): transmembrane transporter activity
Source: RefSeq, a predicted model, not a curated record